AUGGGAAGCAGAAGACAAACAAGCCCCCGCUCCGUGCUGAUCCCGGCUCCCAGCCCCGCAGCUCAGCCCCAAGGUCCUACCGUCUCCCUGCGGAGCUCCCGAGGUUGGGAAGGGAAGCAGGCAGAGGGGCAGUCCAGCAGCCCCCAGAACUCCACCUCCAGCUCCUCUCCCUCUGUGAAGCUCGAGAACUCCCUGCCAGGGCUGGGCAAGAAGCCAUUCCAGAGAUCUGACAGGCUCCAUGCAAGGCAGCUCAAGAGGGCCAAGUGCGCCGAGAUCGACGUGGAGACGCCCGACUCGAUCCUGGUGAACACGAACCUGCGGGCGCUGAUCAACAAGCACACCUUCUCCCUGCUGCCCCCCGAGUGCCAGCAGCGCCUGCUGCUGCUGCUGCCCGAGGUCGACAGGCAGGCUGGAGCUGUGGGUGCUCCUGCCCCCGUCCCGCCCUGCGGCGCUCCCUCAGCAGCACCCGGCCUUAAAACCCCCCCGGGCGGGGCCCUGCCCAAAGCCAGCUCCAGUAUUCCUGCCAACAACCCUUUGGUCACCCAGCUGCUCCAAGGCAAGAGCGUCCCUCUGGAGCAGAUCCUGCCGAAGCCGCUCACCAAAGCAGAGAUGAAAGCGGUGCCCUUGGCUCCUCGGGAAGAGAAAGGGGCAGCGGCUCCUCCCAGUGCGGUGGGGAACGGCGCCGGGGCCGAGGCACCGUCGGGUUUGCCCUCACAGCAGCUCGGGAAGAUCUUCUGCCAGAACAGGCCUCUGCCUCACAUUCCAAGGACCUUCCCGCUCCCCUCGGGAAAGGAGCCCGGCCAUGAGCAGCACCAGUGCCACGAGGCGCUGAGCAAGGCGACCCAGGAGCAGAUCCUCCAGACCCUCAUCAAGAGGGUGCAGAGGCAGAAUUUGUUGCCCGUCCUUCAGCCCUCGCAGCUGAACCUCCCACACUCAGGUUUCCCAGUGGAGAACAGUUCCACCAGCCAGAGAUUCAUGCUGGGCUUCACGGGCAGGAGGACGUCCAAGCCUGCCAUGUCUGGUCAUUACCUGCUCAACAUCUCCACCUACGGCCGUGGCUCGGAGAGUUUGAGGAGAGGCUUCUCCUUGAACCCCGAACUCCGCCUGGGGCUGAGCAGUCCCGCGGAGGGUCCCAGGGCAGAGUUUGGGGAGUGCGAGGAGGGGGCCGGCCCGGGCAGCAGCAGCGAGGAGGACGCGGAUGACGAGAGCACCGGCGACGAGCGGGAGCACUCGGGCGUCAAGGAGGAGCCGCAGGCGUCCGGUCAGUGUGAGAGGGAGCGGGGAUCCCACAGCACCAGCCCCGUGGGUCCCGGCUCCCUGGGGACGAGGGCUGGGAAGGCCGAGGCAGCCCCGGCAGCGCCGGCAGCCGGCACCAAGGAGAGCACUGCGGCGCUGGACGGCACCGCGCUGGCCCGGGACCUGCUGCAGGCCGCGCAGGAGCAGAUGGCACACGCCAUGAGGGGGAGGAUGCACAGCAGCCCCGAGCUCUUCGCGCCUCCCGCCCCGUCCCCGGACUCGGCGCAGCCCCCGCUGCUCCCCGCCCCGCACCCCCCGAAGGGCUCUGCCGGGGCGCAGCUCCUGGGGCCCAGCUACAGCGGCACCAUAAACGUCUCCACCUCGCCCGACGUGAGCCAGGGCUCGCUCAUCACGGGGCUGUCCGAGUGCAACCAGCUGGCCAGUUCCAUGGGGAACGUCAUGUCCUUCUCCGUGACCGUCACCACCAUCCCCGCCGGCCAGGCCGUGAGCUCCGGCGGGCACGGGCAGCCCCUCCCGGUGCAGGCCUUCGCCGAGGACGGCGGCGUGGAGGACCCCCCUUCCAAAUGUUACUGCAGGUUGAAAGCCAUGAUCAUGUGCAAGGGCUGCGGGGCCUUCUGCCACGAUGACUGCAUCGGCCCCUCCAAGCUCUGCGUCUCCUGCCUCGUCGUGCGGUAACCGGGACGGCACGUGGGGGAGAGGAUGGCUCCAUUUAGGGUUUGCUUUCGGAACUAUGUUGGGAAGAAACAGGAAUUUUACUGCCUUGCACAAGAGACACGUUACUGAAUCAGGAAAACAGAGUAGAGUCCUUCUUUCAUUAACGAAAGAGCACCUUCUUGUACAGGGAGUCGAGAUCGCGCUCGACUGCGUGAAUUGUGACAAGAGUUUGCACUUAAGGAAUUAUGUAAAUAUGUCACAUUAUUUUGUUUAAAGAUAUUUUUUCAAUCUUUUA
This is a messenger RNA of Manacus vitellinus (golden-collared manakin), 2206 nucleotides long. It is a transcript of the gene ASXL2, whose product is annotated as ASXL transcriptional regulator 2. The record is from RefSeq and is a predicted model, not a curated record. Gene Ontology annotation, biological process: animal organ morphogenesis; positive regulation of transcription by RNA polymerase II. Gene Ontology annotation, cellular component: PR-DUB complex. The transcript has 4 exons. NCBI's taxonomy places the organism in Eukaryota, Metazoa, Chordata, Aves, Passeriformes, Pipridae. The coding region runs from base 1 to 1932 and encodes 643 amino acids. Gene Ontology annotation, molecular function: chromatin binding; peroxisome proliferator activated receptor binding; DNA binding.